UGGUCAAAGUUCACCUGAUUGGCUGACGGGGCUGAGGGAGGCUGUGACGGACAGCGGGUGUUUACAUAUAGAGCUUUUCCGACCGACGCCGCCCUCCGAUCCAACAACACACCCUCCACCUCUGCAACACAGGUGCUGCUGACUCGAUCUGCAUCAACAUGAGCCCCAAAAAUGUUGUUUUCAAGAAGAUUUGCAAGGACAAGUCGGUCGGAGUCUACAUGGGGAAAAGAGACUUUGUCGACCGUAUUGACUCUGUGGACCCAGUGGAUGGCGUCAUCCUCAUUGAUCCUGAGGCUCUGCAGGGGAGGAAAGCGUUCGUCACCCUGUCUUGCACCUUUCGGUACGGCAGAGAUGACAUGGAUGUGAUGGGGAUCGCUUUCCGCAGGGAGCUGUACCUGUCAACCCGCCAGGUGUACCCGCCUCUGCAGGACCGUGAGAAGGGAGUCCACACCAAGAUACAGGCCAAACUGCUGCGCAAGCUGGGAGACAACGCCUACCCGUUCUUCUUCGAGUUUCCUGACAACCUGCCUUGCUCAGUGGCUAUGCAGCCAGCGGCCCAUGAUGUCGGCAAGCAAUGUGCUGUGGAGUUUGAGAUCAAAGCGUUCAGCGCUGAGAGCCAGGACGCCAAAAUACGCAAAAGGAGCUCGGUGAAGCUGAUGCUCAGGAAGGUCCAGUAUGCUCCAGAGAGCGUGGGAGUGGCGCCCUCUGUCGAGACCACCAGGGACUUCCUCAUGUCGGAUAAACCGCUUCAUGUCAAGGCCAGUCUGGACAAAGAGAUAUACUAUCAUGGCGAGACCAUCAACGUGCACGUCAGCGUCACAAACAACUCCAACAAAAACAUCAAGAACAUCAUCGUUUCUGUGGAUCAGGUCGCCACGGUGGUGUUGUACUCCAACGACAGCUACGUCAAGUGUGUGGCCAUCGAAGAACCCGGGGACUCGGUGUCUCCGGGAGCGACCCUGCAGAAAGACUACAAGCUGCUGCCUUUGCUGGCCAACAACAGGGAGAGGCGCGGCAUCGCUCUGGACGGCAAACUGAAGCACGAAGACACCAAUCUGGCAUCAUCGAGCGUCAUCAAGGAGGGUGUGCUGAAGGAAGUUCUGGGAAUCAUGGUUUCAUACAGAGUCAUGGUGAAGCUCAUUGUUGGAGGGAUGAUGGGAUCAAGUGAGGUCGGCCUGGAAGUUCCCUUCAAACUCAUGCAUCCUAAACCUGAUACAGUGAAGGAGAGUGAGAUGGAGGAGGAGAUGGAGUUCCAGGAGUUCAAGCGCUCCUACCUGAAGGGGAUGGCCGAUGACGAGGAAGAGGACGGGAACGUGUCGGGUGGUGACGACAUGGCGCCCAAAGAGAAAUAGAGUCAGCGGCUGGAACAAAGACAGCUGGGAGUCUGAGUCGCCUCGGAGUCUGUGCUAGAAAAAAGUUGAUGAAUUAAAGGACCGUGUCUGUGAUUUAGCAUGUUUUAGCACCACUUAGAUGUACUUCACCAAGUAUGCUAGGAACCACCAGCUUAUCUUUUUGCUGAGGCUAACAUGUUAGCAUUCAGCUGCUGUUGUCCUCAUUGCUGUCACUUGAGUCUGGUUCUGACCUGACUAAAAAAUUUGAUUGAAUGGCUUAUUGACACAUCCAGCAGACACAGAGCAACAUGAUGACCCCGUUGGAGUCGUGUUUGUGUCCACCUGAUGUACCUACGACUGCUUUUAACUCUGCUUUGGUCUCUACCAACUCCUGAGAACGAUGUCUGCUCGAUGCUCCACUUUCUUCAGCAGCUGGUCUCUCCCUGUUGGAAAACGUCUUUCUUCAGUCUGAGGCAGCAGGUUUGAUCAGAGCUGGAGGGUCUGGGUGCAGCUGAAGAACCAGACCUGUGAGCCGGAAGAGGCCAGAGGCCCCGCAGGGCUGCAGAGCUGGUGUUUAUUCUCAGUGGGUACUCGACUAUGACACGCUCCAUUUCAAUCGGCUCCUAAGCCGUAAAGCUCAGGUGUGCUUCAUGUAUCUGUGGAGCCACGAGGGUCCACGUGAAUUUCGUGUGCUCAUGUGUGUGUGGACGUGGGCAAAAUUUUAAAAUGAUGUUUUGAAGUCUGAGUAUUUCUACAGGGACUGCACCUGCUGACUAACACCCACACCACCACACCUAAGUGUGAGGAAAUAAUACUGUGGUGGGAAGCUAAUAGUAGUGCACAACAUUUAAUACUGUAGCUCACUGAUUUCUUUUAGCUAACAAGCUAACAUGCAAAACCACUGAUCUGGUCCUUCAGUAGAAUAUGGGAUGAUUCCUUGUAAUUGCUUGUUGAUGCGUUGAGAUUUACUGUAGCAGCUUUAAUGCAGAAGGCCAACCUUCAUUUGGCAUUUAGAGGAGAUGUGAUGCUCCAUGUGACUGUGCAGUUUGAACUCUGACAAUAAAAGCUGA
This is a messenger RNA of Chelmon rostratus (copperband butterflyfish), 2401 nucleotides long. It is a transcript of the gene saga, whose product is annotated as S-antigen; retina and pineal gland (arrestin) a. Gene Ontology annotation, biological process: signal transduction; G protein-coupled receptor internalization. Gene Ontology annotation, cellular component: photoreceptor inner segment; photoreceptor outer segment. Lineage: Eukaryota; Metazoa; Chordata; Actinopteri; Chaetodontiformes; Chaetodontidae. Gene Ontology annotation, molecular function: G protein-coupled receptor binding. The record is from RefSeq and is a predicted model, not a curated record. The transcript is spliced from 16 exons. The coding region runs from base 159 to 1352 and encodes 397 amino acids.